This is a messenger RNA of Moneuplotes crassus, 922 nucleotides long. Lineage: Eukaryota; Ciliophora; Spirotrichea; Euplotida; Euplotidae. The record is from the annotation of a GenBank genome assembly.
AUGGAUUUUGUUAAGAAAGAUGAAAAAUUGGUUCAAGAUGCUGAAGAUAGUUUUAGACGUGACUUGUGAGUGAAGACAAAGAGCUCAAAAAGAACUCUGAAGAUGGAACUGGAUUUGUAUGGAGGUGUGGGAAGAGUAUUUUGGAGUCUUUUAGGACUGAAACUGAAUGAAGUUGGCCUUGUUAGCUCCGAUGAAGGAGAUAAGGCUCUUUCAGUACAUUUGGUUAAUAGCAUGGAUGUAUCUUAUCUUAAGAGAGUUUCCGGCCUGAAGUCAUGGAAGCUUUGGCCAAGCACGUAUGAAUUUCUAGAAAUUAGUCAUAAUUCAUUCCAAAGGAGAGCACAAGGAUUUCUGAGGAUCAAAUCAGAGAAAUGGCUCUUCAGGAUGGUUUCUAAGGCAACUAAAUCAGUCAGCUUGGCUGGGUUAGACCUACAAGAGAGAAGUAUGAAGAAGGUUAUUGUUCAUAGCCAAGUUUAUAACUUAUCUCUUUGUGAAUGCCAGAUUGUUGUGCCAACCAAGCAAGGUUGGCCUAGAUUAAAGCAAGUCCAGAACAAGGUUUUGCAAAAACUUAUGAUUACAAGUUGUCAGAUUCUGAGCGGAAAUGAGUCUGAGGAACAAUCUGAGUCUUUUAGUGCUUUUUUGGAUCUUUUUGAUGAGGUUUGUGUGGUUUUAGGCCAGAUAGAGCUGAAGGAGCUAGGGGUGAUCUCUGAGGAGGGUAUCUUGUACUUGAAUUCUGAAGAUUUAUUGAAUCUGCCAAAUUGGAAUAUCGAAAGUGAGCCUAAAAGGUUAGUCAAUGCAGGAGCAAGUAAUGCACCUCAGAAUAUAUACUUGCCUGGAUAUAUUUUGAAAAAGAAGUCAAAAGAGGACUCACAAAACUGUUCUAAAAGAGGUUGAAUAAUCCAAUAAAAUAUCGGAUCAAUAUUUG